GGCUAUUGUUAUAUUAUAACAGAAAUUAUAAGUUAACUAUUGAUAAAUAUUUCAAAAAGUUUUACUAAGCAGUCUGGUAAACCCUGAUAUAUUUAACAAGUUUAGUUUUUGGACAUUUGCCAGGUCUAAGGAAUUACUAGGACUAUUCCCCUGACCACAAUAAUCGGAGUGCUCGCAUUGACGUGGAGGCAGUGCACACAAAUCAAUACAACAACACUAUGUCAAAUCCUAAUUAUAAUUUUGAAGAACCCAAACCUAUUGAUGAACCAGAGGCUGCACCACAGACAAACCACAACUUCUGGACAAUAGAGUACUAUCAGAAGUACUUUGAUGUGCACACAAAUGAGGUGGUGGAAAGGAUCAUAUCCUCGGUGCUGCCACAGAAGGUGUCCCGCAACUACUUCGAUGAGAGGAUCAAAGGAAAACCUGAUCUCUAUGGACCUGUUUGGAUUUCUGUUACCCUGAUAUUCACAAUAGCAGUGAGCGGUAACAUAGCAAGCUACUUACACAACGCCAACAAGAAGGGCUUCGUGUGGCGUUAUGACUUCCACUUGGUGUCCAUUGCUGCUACGGCUAUAACAUGCUACGUGUGGCUUGUACCUCUGGCUCUGUGGGCGGCGCUGAAGUGGACUACUACAACUGAUGGACAUGAUGAGAUAGAGAAUCAGGAUGCAAAAUCGCCAACAAUGAUGUCACUUUUCUGUCUAUACGGAUACUCACUCUCCAUAUACAUUCCAGUAGCUGUGCUAUGGACAAUCCAAGUAUUCUGGCUGCAAUGGCUCUUUGUUCUAAUGGCUGCCUUUGUCUCCGGGGCCGUCCUCAUAUUCUGGCUGAUGCCAGCCCUAAGGAAGUCUAAGUACUUCCUGAUCCUUAUAGGAAGUAUUUUAGCGUUCCAUUUUCUGUUGGCAGCAGGUUUUAUGCUGUAUUUCUUCCAUCAGCCGAGUACACCUGAUGAUGUUGCCGUGUCUACUGUGAAACCUUAGGACGUAUUUAAAUUGUACUUCAACAGAUUUGUUUGCACAUGAUAUAAUAGAAGUAUGAGUAAGGAGAUAUCGAUUCGAGGAUAGUGCUGUGCUUUUAUCGAUAAUAUUUUAUGACGAGUGAAAAUCGCGACUCUUAUUAUAUUGUGUGCAAGUUUGAGUUAUAAAGUAAUUUAUUUAUAAGGCAUUUGAAUUUGUGAUGGGGCAAAUGUCAGCCCAAAUAUUUCAUGCCAUCUUAUUGUAGUAUUGGUACAGUGAUAUUGUUGUCCUUUCUCGAUGUUUUAAGAUAUUUGAGUCAUUUCACGAGAGUAGGUGCUAAGUAAAAUAACAUUAGUACAUUUUGAUGCAUAUUCUAAAUCUUUUAGUUAAAGAUAUCUUAUAUUGAAAGCACGAAAUUAGACUUGAGAACUGAAUGUCUUGCAUAAAGUUUAUCCGCGAGCUUAGUCAAUUCUCACGACUUAUAUGUAUAUUUAUAAAUUUGUUAAGAUAAUAUUAUAAGUAUUUCUUAAUUUCCACAUUCCUAAUGUAAAAAGUCUUAUAUUUAUAUGUAAAGAAAACAAAUAAAUGUUUUAAAUAAAUAAUAAUAA
Molecule: messenger RNA, 1567 nt
Organism: Helicoverpa armigera (cotton bollworm)
Lineage: Eukaryota; Metazoa; Arthropoda; Insecta; Lepidoptera; Noctuidae
Product: protein YIPF2
Exons: 5
Coding region: 219-983 (254 amino acids)
Biological process (GO): vesicle-mediated transport
Cellular component (GO): Golgi apparatus; membrane
Molecular function (GO): small GTPase binding
Source: RefSeq, a predicted model, not a curated record